Molecule: messenger RNA, 1870 nt
Organism: Drosophila willistoni
Lineage: Eukaryota; Metazoa; Arthropoda; Insecta; Diptera; Drosophilidae
Gene: Dip-C
Product: xaa-Pro dipeptidase
Exons: 1
Coding region: 258-1736 (492 amino acids)
Molecular function (GO): manganese ion binding; metalloaminopeptidase activity
Source: RefSeq, a predicted model, not a curated record
CCGCUAUCUCAACAAAACGGGCGUAAACAACAACAAAACAAACAGAAUAAAGAAAUUCUAGUUAACGUUGAUAAUAAACACUUAAUUUAUAGCCGUUGUUGUGGUUAUGCACAUACAUAUGUAUAUUCUAUAUACAUUGUAGAUAUCGGUCAGCUAAUCUCAUUGGGGCUGGGUUGGUUACUGCCAUUGUUCCAGCACAGUUUACUUUCAAUUUUCCUUUAGUAAAGAGUCACUUUAAAGAGAAUUCCCCAAGUGCCAUGUCGGACUCCUUUUUCCAUAUGGGUCAGGAAACCCACGCAGUUCCUAUGACACUCUUUAAGAAUAACAGAGAUCGGGCUACAAAAGCAAUUGUGGAAGAACUACUACCUGGACUGAAAUUUCAGUCGGGUAAUCUAAUCGUCUUGUUGGAGGGCGGCAAGGACAAAAGUUUCUACAAUACAGAUGUCGACUAUGUCUUUCGUCAGGAGUCGUACUUUCAGUAUCUGUUCGGCGUGAAGGAGCCAGGCUGCUAUGCUCUACUUACCAUUGAUGUGAAAACGGGUGAACAGAAGAGUGUGCUCUUUGUGCCCCGCUUGCCGGAGGACUAUGAGACCUGGAUGGGGCAGCUAUUGAAGCCUGAUGAAUUUAAGAACAUGUAUAAAGUCGAUGAAGUUCACUACGAAGACGAUCUAUCCAGCUAUUUGGAGCGAGCUGCACCAAAGCUUAUACUUACAUUGAGUGGCGUAAACAGCGACAGUGGUCUCACCUUACAGCCGCCAGAAUUCGCGAGCAAAGACAAAUAUGAGACCGAUUGUGAGCUGCUUUAUCCGAUAUUGUCCGAGUGUCGCGUAAUCAAAUCACCAGAGGAAAUUGAAGUAUUGCGCUAUGUGGCCAGGGUUUCAUCGAAUGCCCACAUUGAAGUGAUGAAGUUUAUCCGGCCUGGACAUAUGGAAUACCAGGGAGAGUCGGUCUUUUUGCACAAUGCCUAUUCCGUGGGAGGCUGCCGUCAUGCCUCCUACACUUGCAUCUGCGGCAGCGGUACCAAUUCCUCCAUUUUGCACUACGGCCACGCUGGUGCCCCAAAUGACCGUCCCAUUCAGGAUGGCGACAUGUGCUUGUUUGAUAUGGGAGCAAAUUAUUGCGGCUAUGCUGCCGACAUCACUUGCUCCUUUCCGGCCAAUGGUAAGUUCACGGAGGAUCAGAAGUUUAUCUAUAAUGCCGUACUCGAUGCACGUAAUGCUGUCCUGGAAUCAGCUCGCGAUGGCGUCAGUUGGGUGGACAUGCACAAGCUGUCUGGAAAGGUGAUGUUACAGCGCCUCAAGGAGGGUGGAAUGCUCAAAGGAGAUGUGGAUGAAAUGCUGGCAGCGGGAUUGUCGGGUAUUUUUCAGCCCCAUGGUCUUGGACACUUGUUGGGGCUGGAUGUUCACGAUGUGGGUGGCUAUCUACCAACCGAACCAAGACGUCCAAGCGAACCUUGGCUCAGUAGGCUUCGCUUUGCCCGUAUUCUCAAAGCAGGAAUGUACGUUACUGUGGAGCCGGGCUGUUAUUUCAUAAAACGGCUCAUGGACAAAGCUCUGGCCGAUCCGGCACUAGCCAAGUUCAUCAAUGUCGAUGUGUUCAAUCGUUUCCGCGGCUUUGGCGGUGUCCGCAUUGAAGAUGAUGUCCUGAUUACCAAAAAUGGUACUGAAAAUUUCACUUUCGUUCCACGUACCAUCCAGGAAAUCGAGAAUACCAUGGGCUUAAAUGCAAACAAUUAAACCAGAUGGAUUGCCCAUCGAUUUACAAACAUUAUACAUAUAUAUAUAUCAUUAUCAUAAUCAAAUUAUGACAAUAUGUUAAACGGGAACAUGUGAUCCUUAUGCAGGAAUAAAUGAAACUUUUUUGUCACUUA